This is a messenger RNA of Hirundo rustica (Barn swallow), 2532 nucleotides long. RefSeq names its product kinase suppressor of ras 2 (gene KSR2). Gene Ontology annotation, molecular function: protein kinase activity; ATP binding. NCBI's taxonomy places the organism in Eukaryota, Metazoa, Chordata, Aves, Passeriformes, Hirundinidae. Gene Ontology annotation, biological process: protein phosphorylation. The record is from RefSeq and is a predicted model, not a curated record.
AUGGGCUCUUUCACACCCCCAGGGCUGAGCGGGGACCUCCCAGCUUCUGCCCCACCGCAUGGCCGCGUCUCUGUGCUCUCUCCAGGCGGGAGCCUCUCCAAGCAGGACUGGACCAUCCAGUGGCCGAGCACGGAGCCGGGCAAGGAGAACAGCCCGGGAUGUCCCCCGGAGCCGGGACCCUGGGGCAGGACGCACCCGAGCCCCAAGGUCCAGCCCAAGUGCGGGCAGCACCACUGCCACUCCAGCUCGCCCCACGGCCCCGCGUACACCCACGUGGACCGCCUGACCGUGGAGGGACACCCGGGGCUGUGCCCGCCGCUGGAGUCCGGCCACCGCUCGCUGCCCCCGUCCCCGCGGCAGCGCCACGCCGCGCACACCCCCCCGCGCACCCCCAACAUCGUCACCACCGUCACCCCGCCGGGCACCCCGCCCGUGCGCCGCAGGAACAAGCUGAAGCCCCCCGGGACGCCCCCGCCCUCGUCGCGGAAGCUGAUCCACCUCAUCCCGGGAUUCACGGCGCUGCACCGCAGCAAAUCCCACGAGUUCCAGCUGGGGCACCGCGUGGAUGAGGCGCACACCCCCAAAGUCAAGAAGAAGAACAAGCCCCUGAACCUCAAGAUCCACAACAGCGUGGGGAGCUGUGAGAACAUCCCGGCCCAGCGCUCCCCUCUCCUCUCCGAGCGCUCCCUGCGCUCCUUCUUCGUGGGGUACCCGCCCUUCCUGCCCUCCACCCCGCCCGUCCACACCGACCCCACCUUCUCAGCAAAUACGCUGUCAGUGCCUCGCUGGUCCCCGCAGAUCCCUCGUCGGGAUUUAGGAAACUCCAUAAAACACAGGUUUUCCACCAAGUACUGGAUGUCUCAGACCUGCACCGUCUGCGGGAAGGGAAUGUUGUUCGGCUUAAAAUGCAAAAACUGCAAGCUCAAGUGCCACAACAAAUGCACCAAAGAGGCUCCUCCGUGUCACCUGCUGAUCAUCCACCGCGGAGGGAGACGAGCCGGUCGGGGCGAGGCAGAUUUGCAUUGCAAACCACUUCCACCCACCCUCCCCCUGCCUCCUUUUCUUUUCAGAUUCCCCACCGCACGGGCAAGGUUAGUCCGGACAGAGUCGGUGCCCUGCGACAUCAACAACCCCCUGAGGAAGCCCCCGCGGUAUUCGGACCUGCACGUCAGCCAAACGCUCCCCAAAACCAACAAACUCAACAAGGACCACAUCCCGGUGCCCUACCAGCCGGAUUCCAGCAGCAACCCCUCGUCCACCACGUCGUCCACGCCGUCCUCGCCGGCCCCGCCGCUGCCGCCCAGCGCCACCCCCCCGUCCCCCCUGCACCCGUCCCCGCAGUGCCCGCGCCAGCAGAAGCAGUUCAACCUGCCAGCCUCCCAUUACUACAAGUACAAGCAGCAGUUCAUUUUCCCAGAUGUGGUGCCUGAGACGCCGACCCGAGCCCCGCAGGUCGUCCUGCACCCCGUCACCUCCAACCCCAUCCUGGAAGGAAACCCAUUGCUUCAAAUUGAAGUGGAGCCCACCUCGGAGAACGAGGAAGGCGCCGAGGAGGUGCAGGAGUCGGAGGACGACUUCGAGGAGAUGAACCUCUCGCUGCUCUCCGCGCGCAACUUCCCGCGCAAGGCCAGCCAGACCAGCAUCUUCCUGCAGGAGUGGGACAUCCCCUUCGAGCAGCUGGAGAUCGGGGAGCUCAUCGGGAAGGGCCGCUUCGGGCAGGUGUUCCACGGGCGCUGGCACGGGGAGGUGGCCAUCCGCCUCAUCGACAUCGAGCGCGACAACGAGGACCAGCUCAAGGCCUUCAAGAGGGAGGUGAUGGCCUACCGCCAGACCCGGCACGAGAACGUGGUGCUCUUCAUGGGGGCCUGCAUGAGCCCUCCCCACCUCGCCAUCAUCACCAGCCUGUGUAAAGGACGGACUCUCUACUCCGUGGUGAGGGACGCCAAAAUUGUCCUGGAUGUCAACAAGACGAGGCAGAUAGCACAAGAAAUCGUGAAGGGAAUGGGAUACCUGCAUGCCAAGGGCAUCCUCCACAAGGACCUCAAAUCCAAGAAUGUCUUCUACGACAACGGGAAGGUGGUGAUCACCGACUUCGGGCUCUUCAGCAUCUCCGGAGUUCUCCAAGCAGGCAGGAGGGAGAACAGGCUGCGGAUCCAGAACGGCUGGCUGUGCCACCUGGCCCCCGAGAUCAUCCGGCAGCUCUCCCCGGACACCGAGGAGGACAAGCUGCCCUUCUCCAAGCACUCGGAUGUCUUCGCACUGGGCACCAUCUGGUACGAGCUGCACGCCCGGGAAUGGCCCUUCAAGACGCAGCCAGCGGAGGCAAUAAUCUGGCAGGUGGGAAGAGGGAUGAAGCCCAACCUCAGCCAGAUCGGGAUGGGCAAGGAGAUCUCGGACAUCCUGCUGUUCUGCUGGGCCUACGAGCAGGAGGAGAGACCCACCUUCACCAAGCUCAUGGACAUGCUGGAGAAACUGCCAAAGCGCAACCGCCGCCUUUCCCACCCGGGGCACUUCUGGAAGUCGGCAGAGUAA